AUGGCUUCUCCAAGGUUAUUGGGCACAAAAGUGGCCGCGAUAACGGGAGGAUUGACAGGCAUAGGACGUGCCAUUGCUGUUGAGUAUAUCAGACAGGGAGCCUAUGUGGCUGUUAACCAUCUCGGGCUGGACAAUGAGCAGGAACUGAUAUUAGCGCUGAAGCAAGAGAUCGCGGAUAUUCUUGCUUCUGAGGGUGACAAGGUCUCAGUAGAUCAAAGGCUCAUCACUGUGGCAGGAGAUGUUUCCUUGCCGGAGACGGGGACCGAUUUCAUCAGAGAAACAGUAUCUGCGUUUGGCCGGUUGGAUAUAUUUGUCAGUAAUGCCGGAAUAUGCGAAUUCAAAGAAUUCCUAGAAAUAUCGCCUGCGCUCUUUGACAGAACUGCGUCCGUCAACCUGAGCGGUGCAUUCUACGUCACCCAAGCAGCUGCUCGGCAAAUGGCACUAUCCCAGUCUCCGCCAGGAGGGUCAAUAAUAGGAGUUUCAUCCAUCUCUGCUCUUGUUGGCGGUGGCCUUCAAGCUCAUUAUACCCCUACUAAAGCCGGGAUAUUGUCUUUAAUGCAAUCUUCCGCCGUAUCUCUUGGGAAAUACGGCAUCAGAUGCAACGCCUUGCUGCCCGGAACAAUACGGACUGGAUUAAAUGAAGAGGACUUGAAAGAUGACGGGAAGAGAGCGUACAUGGAAGGUAGAGUCCCUCUUGGCCGUCUGGGUGUGCCCAAGGAUCUAGCUGGCCCGGCAGUAUUCCUAGCCUGCGAGCAGCUGAGCGGCUAUGUGACCGGUGCCCAGCUUCUAGUUGAUGGAGGGAUGUUUGUGAAUCUCCAAUAA
This is a messenger RNA of Nannizzia gypsea CBS 118893, 822 nucleotides long. RefSeq names its product 3-oxoacyl-[acyl-carrier-protein] reductase. The record is from RefSeq and is a predicted model, not a curated record. Bases 1 to 822 code for a protein of 273 amino acids. Gene Ontology annotation, molecular function: oxidoreductase activity, acting on the CH-OH group of donors, NAD or NADP as acceptor. Lineage: Eukaryota; Fungi; Ascomycota; Eurotiomycetes; Onygenales; Arthrodermataceae. The transcript has 4 exons.